UUGCUUUUUAUUUGUAAUCAAAUUUUAAAGCAGACAGACAUAGAUUGCAAACAGAACGACAGCAACAACAAAGUUUAAAUAACUUUUGCUUUUAGUUAAAAAUAUUCUAUUAAAAUAUAAAGUUUACUUUAAAUAAAUCAAAUACCACAAUGGAUGAGUUUAGCAGCAUUUUGGAAAUGACCAGGGAUCAAUCGACCCAAAAAGAACAAGAUGAAAUAUUACUCCAACCAUUUGCCUAUAUACAACAAAUUCCUGGCAAACAAUUUCGUUCUCAACUCUCGUUGGCCUUCAACUAUUGGCUACACAUACCCGAUGAAAAGCUUCAGUUAAUAGGAGAAAUUGUACAAAUGCUGCACAACUCCAGUUUACUCAUUGAUGAUAUUGAAGACAAUUCAAUACUUCGCAGAGGUGUACCAGUGGCUCAUUCAAUAUACGGUGUGGCUAGCACAAUAAAUGCAGCAAAUUAUGUUUUAUUUUUGGCCUUGGAAAAAGUACAACAAUUGGGACAUCCAGAUGCUACCAAAGUUUAUACCGAACAAUUGCUAGAAUUACAUCGUGGCCAGGGUAUGGAGAUAUAUUGGCGUGAUAGUUUUACUUGCCCCUCGGAAACUGAAUACAAACUGAUGACCGUACGUAAAACGGGUGGUCUAUUCAUGUUGGCCAUACGUCUAAUGCAAUUGUUUAGUGAAAAUAAAGAAGAUUUUUCGAAAUUAACCGCCAUUUUGGGUUUAUACUUUCAAAUACGUGAUGAUUAUUGUAAUCUUAGUUUAAAAGAAUAUUCGGAAAAUAAAAGUUUUGCAGAAGAUUUGACAGAAGGAAAAUUUGGUUUUCCCGUUAUACAUGCGGUACGCACUCAAACACAUGAUAAACAAGUUUUACAUAUUUUGAGACAAAGACCUCGUGAUGUCGAAGUAAAAAAAUAUUGUAUAAGUUUGUUAGAAAAAUUAGGAAGUUUUCAAUAUACACGUGAAGUUUUAGAAUCCUUAGAUAAAGAAGCCAGAGCAGAGGUUAAUCGUUUGGGUGGCAAUCCUUAUAUGGAUAUUUUACUAAAUAAACUCUUAACCUGGCGUUUAGCGGAUAAUGAACAAACCAACAAUCAUUGCAAUUAACAACCAAAGAGGCAAAGAAGGGAAUGUUAAACAUGUUAAUUCAUAACAACAACAACUAGUUCACCUUUUUUGCUGCAACUUAAUUAGAUUUUAAGCUCUUUAAAGCCUCCACAACAGCUUUAAUACUAUUUCAAACUUUGUUAUUAAUUUUGUAUUUAAUGUAUUUAUUAUUAAUUAAUUCAAUUUGUUUAUACAUAAUAUCGUAUUUAUAUGCAAAACUUAUAAUUUGUAUUAGUAGUAUUCAAUUGAAAAGGAAAACAAAGAAGUUUCUGAAUCUCCUUUAUAUUAAACUGUUCUUUAAAAGAAAACUAAAGAAAAAAGAAACACUAUUUUAAACAAAAAACACACAAUAUGCUGCAAUAAUGUAAACACCACCACCUCACGAAAAAUAAAAUUAAAUAGCUUAAUUAAAUUAAAAAA
This is a messenger RNA of Lucilia sericata (common green bottle fly), 1529 nucleotides long. RefSeq names its product geranylgeranyl pyrophosphate synthase (gene qm). Gene Ontology annotation, biological process: isoprenoid biosynthetic process. The transcript is spliced from 7 exons. Gene Ontology annotation, molecular function: prenyltransferase activity. NCBI's taxonomy places the organism in Eukaryota, Metazoa, Arthropoda, Insecta, Diptera, Calliphoridae. The record is from RefSeq and is a predicted model, not a curated record. The coding region runs from base 150 to 1109 and encodes 319 amino acids.